AUGUCCAAAUUCAUGACGACAUGUCCUAUCCCCUUUAAUACUACUCAAAAAUCUGGUAUUCCACCACUGUCUCCAUCCUCUGAAGAUGCCUUAACCAGACGUUCACAGGCCGUUAAGAACAAGAAAAAGAAUGGUAAUGUCAAAAACUUUAUGGCCGUGCCACCCACUCCUCCCGAUGAACCCAUAACUGUACAAUCCCAAAAACGUACAGUUACCUUCCAACUUCCACCCGAGGUACUCAGCACGCCAGGCAAUUACGAUACGCCUGAGGAAUUAUAUCUGCCAUUAUCCCCUUCAUCGCCACCCGAACUCGAAUGCAUUGAAUUAUCAAAGGACAUUCUAGUUCCUCUAAUGGAACGCGAUAAAGAUAUGCGAGAGCUUGUAACUAAAAAUAAGGCAUUUUUCGACACAAUCAAGUCAUGUUUCGGUUCUGAAGGGAAGUGGCAAGCGUUUAACAAAGUAUUGAAUACUCCUCGUGCUGAGAUGUGUGAUAAUUCGUGGAUGAAUUCCAUAACCGAGUACCUACGUCAUAACCCAGCAUUAUUACAAAAGUUCAAGUACAUCGUCGGUUACUUUGAAAAUGGAUACAAUGAUGAUGACUCAAACGUCGAAACAGAAUACUCACUAUCAUGGUCGCAAAAUGAAUAUAUCGACAUCACACCAAUUAGAGAUUAUGCAGAAAAAUUACACCGGUUUGAGGAUUCAUAUCCGCAGUUCUUUGUCAAAGCACGUGAAUGUUUGUCACAAGAAAAGCGAUCUGUAUUGAAAAGGAAGGAAGAAUUCAACAUAGAAUAUGACUUGUUUGGUGAGUUUAAGGAGAUUUUGUUUGCCGAUCGGAGCGUGUUGGAUGAUGAUGAUUGGGAAAUGCUAGUGUAUGACUGCCUUGAUAAUUGGCCUGAUUUGGCGACGGAGUUGGAACAUAUAAUUGCGUAUGAAGCUCAGGAUAGUGAUGUCGAAGACGACAACACCGAGUCUUCGGACGAUGAUGAGGAAUAUUUUUAUACAAGUUGA
Paraglomus occultum is the source of this 1011-nucleotide messenger RNA. The record is from the annotation of a GenBank genome assembly. NCBI's taxonomy places the organism in Eukaryota, Fungi, Glomeromycota, Glomeromycetes, Paraglomerales, Paraglomeraceae.